CUGUGCUGGGACUCAGCUGCCGCUCUGCGUGGGUCUCUCACGCUCUGCGUGGGUCUCUCACUACGUUAACUCCCUUCCCUUUGUGGAUUAUUUUUUCUCAAAGCAGCAAAAGGCUAGUGUUGUUACUGAUCAGAGGAUAGCAGUUCCCAAUUCUCAUCCCAAUCCCUGUCCUCGGAGAAGCUGACCUUCAGGAUGAGGGGCGCCAGGCUGAUGGGGGCACUGCUCGCCCUGGCCGGCCUCCUGCAGGGGGCCCUGGCCCUGAGAAUGGCGGCCUUCAACAUCCGGACCUUUGGGGAGACCAAGAUGUCCAAUGCCACUCUCUCCAAGUACAUCGUGCAGAUCCUGAGUCGCUACGACGUUGCUGUAGUCCAGGAGGUCAGAGACAGCCACCUGACAGCUGUAGGGAAGCUGCUGGACACACUCAAUCAGGACGACCCCAAUGCCUACCAUUAUGUGGUCAGUGAGCCGCUGGGCCGCAGCAGCUACAAGGAACGCUACCUCUUUCUGUUUAGACCUGACCGCGUGUCCGUGCUGGACAGCUACCAGUACGACGACGGCUGCGAGCCCUGCGGGAAUGACACCUUCAGCCGCGAGCCUGCCAUCGUCAGGUUCCACUCCCCGCUCACGGAGGUCAAGGAGUUCGCUGUCGUGCCCCUGCAUGCAGCCCCGCUGGACGCGGUGGCGGAGAUAGACGCGCUCUAUGACGUCUACCUGGAUGUCCAGCACAAGUGGGACCUGGAGGACAUCGUGCUCAUGGGCGACUUCAACGCCGGCUGCAGCUACGUGGCUGCCUCCCAGUGGUCCUCUAUCCGCCUGCGCACAAACCCGGCCUUCCAGUGGCUGAUUCCCGACACCGCGGACACCACGUCCACAUCCACGCACUGUGCCUAUGACAGGAUCGUGGUGGCAGGAAGUCAGCUGCAGCACGCCGUUGUGCCUGAAUCAGCCGCCCCCUUCAACUUCCAGGUGGCCUACGGCCUCAGCAGCCAGCUGGCCCAGGCCAUCAGUGACCACUACCCCGUGGAGGUGACGCUCAAGAGGGCCUGAGGGGAAUGGGGCUGGCGCCCCCUAGAGCCUCCCUGUCUGCACAGUCAAGCAUUGUGGAUGAGGUUUUCCUGAGCACCCUCUCCCCGUGGUCCCCUGAAAUGUCACCACAACUCAACUCAGCAACUCAACUCAACUCGAGUUUGUGGAAGGAGGGAUGGAGACUGGUCACCUCCACUUCCAGUGUGAACACGGGGUGGGGGUGUGGCAAGGGCACGCCCUCCGUACCUUCUCGGGCCAGACAAAAGUUUAACAUGGAGAUUGACAAAUGCCUUUAAUUUAAGUAAAUAAAGCUCAAAGGGGGAGUUGUCA
Canis lupus familiaris (dog) is the source of this 1356-nucleotide messenger RNA. RefSeq names its product deoxyribonuclease 1 (gene DNASE1). Gene Ontology annotation, biological process: DNA catabolic process. The record is from RefSeq and is marked provisional. Gene Ontology annotation, molecular function: DNA nuclease activity. Gene Ontology annotation, cellular component: nucleus. Lineage: Eukaryota; Metazoa; Chordata; Mammalia; Carnivora; Canidae.